UUUGGUACAUGUUGCUUUUUGCUGUUUGUUUACCUGUGUGUGAUGUUGUUUGAUGUUAGCAGAUGGACAUGUUGAGGUGUUGUGUUUGUUUGAUAGAGAGCUAUAUUUCUGCUCUUUAGGUGCUUCUAGGCCUGACGGAUGAUGAUUUAGAGCUGGGCCUGGGUAUCAGUAAUCCAAUUCAUCGCAGGAAAAUAAGAUUGGCUAUUGAGGAUUACAGGAGAGCUGAAGGGGACCAAGGAUUAUCAAAAGCAUCUGAGAUGGACCAUCACUGGGUUGCAACAUCAUGGCUGAGUGAUGUUGGACUGCCUCAGUACUCCCAGACCUUUCAGUCUCACUUGGUGGACGGACGAGUGCUUAACUCUUUGAACCGCAGAGACCUGGAGAGAUUUCUCAACAUCAGUGACCAGUUCCAUCAGACCAGUCUACUUCUGGGAAUCCAGCUGCUGCAGAUGCUCAGCUUUGAUAAAGAGGCCCUGCAGGCACGGCGGACAAAAUGCGAGCACCAAAACCGGGAUCCCAUUGUUUGGACAUGUCACAGAGUGAUGAAGUGGAUCAGAGACAUUGACCUCAAGGAGUUUGAAGACAAUCUUCAGGGUAAAGGGAUUCAUGGUGCAGUGAUGGCUUUGGAUCAGUCUUUCGACACAGAUGCCAUGGCCAAAGCCCUGGGCAUCCCCAGCAACAAGCACAUGCUUCAUCGGCACCUGUAUGAAGAGAUGAAGUCACUCGCUGUCCCUCUCAGUAAUACCGAGCAGGAGACUGAGGUGAUUGGUUGUUCCUCUCCUGUCGCUGUUAACCGUUUUGCUGAUGAGAGGAUGUCUAUAAGAAGAUCCGGAAAGAGUCCGCUGAGGUUACGAGCAAACAGCCACUCUGUGGAGCGAAGUCUGGGCUUCCACGGCAGCUGCAGCUCUCUGCCCAGAGAGGCCAGAGUUCAGGCGGUUCCCCGAGCCAAAGGCAGCCCGAUGCACACCUACAAGAGUGUCGAAAUCACCAACGUCUGAACCAGCUUCAGCCAUCGAGAUCUUAACCAUUGUUUACAUUUUUGUUGUGUUGCAGUUGUUUACAGCUGAGAGACACUCACACUGAGCCACACUAGAAUUAUAGGAAGAGAAUGUCUUAAAGGGGUAUGCCACUCGAUUUAGUAAUCUGACAUCUUUAGAGAAGCAUUUACUGAAGACAAAUAAACUUUAUCAUUGUGACCUGAUGGACUUGAAAGGAAGAUAACUUAAUAGCUAGGUUCAUUUUUUAUUUUAAUUUAUUUUUAAACUACGUAUUCCAAGACUUUUAUAUAUUAUUGGAAAAAUCAUAUUUGUAUGAUAGAUGAGAAGGCUUAAAACAGGCUUCACACAGUUAUAUAAUUGAAAUUAGUGCUCUUUUAAUGCCUUAUAUUACACUGGUCCAUAUGAUCUUCACAGCACUGUUACUAUUUAUUACUGCUACUUUUUAACAUGUUUGUUUUUUUAAGCUGCAAGUGAAAAACUCUGUUAAUGACAAAAGAAAAGUUGUUAUAACUUACUUUCAGUGUAAAGCUACAGCACAUAUCAGCUGUUAUUCAGAAUAGAUGAGGGCCCUGUUCUUCAUACAUGGCUAACCCAGUUAACCAGACAUGAACACUGGAUUUGUUGACUGGAUGUUUCUAAAAUCACAGAAAGCUGUACAGAACAGAGACAUCUGGAGUGCGAUUAAGGUGAUGGGUUUUUUGGGGGGUUUUUUGCAACUUACAAAGUACAUUUAAAUUACCAAUCAUACGUCAAAGGACUGUAAAUUAGUAUUCAGUUUUAGAGGCAUUCACAGGUGUACUACAAGAGCUUUGAGAUGGUUGAAGACAGCUAUUUUGUUAGGUACACGUUGUUAGGUUCAGCUGCUUAGUAACACAAAUAUUUAAUCGGCCAAUGACAAUCCCAGUGGCUCAGUUCAUUUACAUAGACGAUAGACAUGGUCAAGAGGACCUGCCAAAGCAUCAGAAUGGGGAAGAAAGGUGAUUUCAUUGACUCUGAAUGUGGCGUGAUUGUUGGUGCCGGGCUGGUUUAAAUAUUUCAGAAACUGCUUAUCUGCUGGGAUUUUCCCAGUCAUCCCUAUCUCCACAGUUUACAGAAAAUGGGCCAAAAAAGAGAAAAUAUCAAAUUUGUGGCAGUUUUCUAAGACGAGAAGCCUUGCUCAUGUCCAAGUAGAAUCAAAAAUUGGUUGCAAACCCAAUUUACAACCAAGGCAUGCAGGACAGCAGCCAUGCUGAAGACUGAUUCCAUACUGGGACUUGAACCUGUGUCAGCUUUGUGAAAAAACAGAAAUCCUACAACUGCUAGACCAUACGGGACUUAAAUGAAGAAGAGAGCGAUUAUUUUCACGUGAGAACCCAGAUAGAUAGAUUUUGUUUGAUAUUGUGUGUAAUAAUAAUAGUUUUUGGACAAUAACUUAAGAGAAGAAGCUAAUGAGAUGAUUCUCAAUUCUGCUCUGACAUUCAGAUGGUAGGGUCAGAAUUUAUUAUAAAAAAUAUGAAAGCAUGGAUCCAUCCUGCCUUGUAUCAGUAAUAUCAGUGACGGUGGCGUAAUGGUGCAGGUGCAUAUUUUCUUGCCACACUUUCAGCCUCAGUACCAGCUGAGCAUCAUCUAAACCCCACAGCCUUCCUGAGUAUUGCUGCUGACCAUGUCCAUCCCUUCAUUCAUGUUUAAUAUUUUGUGUUUUGUCUCUGUGAAACUGUUAAACUCCUGAAGAAUGGCAGUAAAAUACAAAACCCAAAGGUUUUUCUCAUCUCUCUAUUUUGAUCUACCUCGUCACCUUCUCCUGAAUCGCCCUGUCAUUGACUCAGAAAUUGAGCAGAAGCCAACUUCAACAAAGUCUUACUUCCUUAAAUGCAUCUGGAGGAGAGAGGAGGCCCAGGCCUGUCCUUUGCAGAAGCCUUUACAAUACUUGUGCCAUUAAAAAAAAAAAAAAAAAGCACGAUGCUUAACUUGUCAUGCAAUGCCACUUUGGUCAUUACCACUGUUACUAUCAUCUGCCAGAGAUCAUGACAUAAAGUGGCAGGCUGUAGAAAAAGAAAAAGAAAACAAUGAACUGACAAUGAAGCUGUGCCACGCAUCGUAUUUAAUUGGGAUCACUGGGAAAUGACAGGUCAGAAUGUUUCCAGUUUUUGUUAAAAGCCUAUUGUCUCAGCUCCUCUCUCUCUGUUAGUGCAAUCACAUGCUCAGCAUUCAGCCAGUAUUAUGCCUCUCCAUAACUUUUCCCUUGAACUUUUAUUUGGGAUUAACAAACCAAUCCUAAAGGAGGCUGAGAGAAUCAGAUUAGAUUGACGAGACUAAACCAGCUUCUUGUAACCUGAAAAAAGUAUUUUAGCCUAAAUUCCUUCAGAUUGAAGAACAGGGCCCUCAAGUGCCAUCAGCUCUAAAUGUGUAAGAUGAUGCUACUAAAAACAAUGACAUGUGAAGUGUGUGUCUUCUUCUGACAGCUGGUAUACCCAUAAUUAGGUUUUUUUUAAUGUAAAAGAUGAUGCAGUCAUGCAGUGUGAUAUGUAGAUAAAUCUGUGGAAUGUUGGAUUAAGAAUGUGGUAAUGUAUAAAGACUCCACAUAUGUGUAUUGUGUGAACUGUGAGGAAGGCAAAACUUUGUGCCAUUAUACUAUGAAGUUAAUGGAACAGUGUAUUCUGUACAGUUUUGGUCGUGUUUUAUAAUGCACAGCUGUUCCUGAGCAUGAGAACACUCAUUAAAUGCCACCGCUGGGACUUGCACAGAGCCACACCGAGUGUGGCUGAAACCUUGAGGUUACUUCAAAUAGCAGAGAACAGGUUUGUCCGUCUCUAUCUGGGCGUCUCGUUGACUCACCAAAGCGAAACUGUUUAAGCGGGAAGAUCAGACCAGUUCAAACCUGUACAGAGAAAGAAGACAGGGACAUGCAAUGUAUUUGCUUUUAACACAUGACAUAUACAUCUCUUUGCAAAGCAGUACAAGCUUUUCAUACAUGUCAACAUGAAAGUGGAUUUAUUGUAAAUUGUUGCAUAAAAUGUAAGACUGUUAUUGUUAUUUUUGAGGAGAAAUGCAUUAAAUUUGUGUUAACAAACUCAGAAUGUAAA
Molecule: messenger RNA, 4060 nt
Organism: Haplochromis burtoni (Burton's mouthbrooder)
Lineage: Eukaryota; Metazoa; Chordata; Actinopteri; Cichliformes; Cichlidae
Product: kazrin-A-like
Exons: 6
Coding region: 258-998 (246 amino acids)
Molecular function (GO): protein binding
Source: RefSeq, a predicted model, not a curated record